AUGGACCCACCGUGGAGCGCUUUGCUCUUUGCGAUACUGGCUGGCAGCAUCAUCUGUGCUAACGACAAGCAGCUCGCCUACUGGAGCUUUCGCAAGGUGGACGUUGCGAAGCAGGCCACCCGAUGGUACAACGCCACGGUGAAGUGUCUCGAAGCAGCGGACUUCACUGCCAAAUACAGCCUCAAGUCUGUCCAGGCUAUAGCCACCCUGACGGUGUCGGCUCAUACGCUCGGGCUUUCGAGCAAGCAAGCUGUCCUACUGGCUUGUGCCACAAAGAUCGCACAGUCUCUCGGCAUUCACAGACUUAGCCUCGAGCCUUCCACGGACACCAUCACAUCUCGUUCGCGCGAUGAUGAUAGGAAGGAGGUGCUCGAGCGUGAGACAUGUCGGAGGCUCUGGUCACAGUUGUGUGCUCAGGAUUGGUUCAGCGCACCUAGUAAUGAUGGUUACAGCAUCAACCCACUGUUCUCGACCAGUAUAAAGCCUGCUAACAGAGAUUUCAUCACCAUGGAAAUUGUGCCGGACCAUAUUCCGACGUAUGUGAGUUAUGGGAAUUAUCUGUAUGAUAUUGCACGUCUGCUGGCCGGUCUCCAGGAAGCCCUCGCAUUGUCACAUACUUUGCUGAGCCGGUACGAGCGUGUUAUCGAGUUCGAUGCAGAGAUGAGAGAUCUGGCAACGAAACAGCGGCCCAUCUACUUCAACGUGACAGAGCCUGUCGAUCCGGAUUGGCAAGAUUUCGUGCCUUGGGCUCGACGCAGCCUAACAAUAUGUUUCUCCCACAAGAUCAUCAUGAUCCACCGGCAAUUCCUUGGUCGAAGCUUCACCAAUCCUACAUUUGCCUUUAGCAGACAGACCUGCACAGCCGCCGCGAAGACCAUUAUCAACGAAGCGAAACAGGACAACGCGGAUGGGGGACCGAUCAUAUGGAUUGAUCAAGCUUUCUGUGCUUCUGCUGCUAUCGUUCUAGUACUUGAUGCAAAGCACCAGGAACUGCAGAACGUCCGCAAAGCCCAUCUCGAUCUGGUACGCGACUGCAUAAGCUAUCUCAGUCGAUUCACUCAUAGCGUCAUAUCGACAAAGGGUGUACGGCUCUUGAGUCUCAUGCUUGCAAUUGUCACUGCUCAAGAUAUAGGCGUCGUAGCCGACCGAAUCUCGGCGGAGGGGUCUGAUCAUGGUCUGAUAAGCACUGCAAGGGCCAUGGAUCCAGCCCUUGCUGUGGAACAACUAAGAGCCGAGCUAAGUCUUGACGAAGUGUUCCCCGCCCACACUGGCUUUCCAAACGCAUUCAUACUGGAAGAGUUCUUUGGCUAG
This is a messenger RNA of Cyphellophora attinorum, 1311 nucleotides long. RefSeq lists its product as uncharacterized. Bases 1 to 1311 code for a protein of 436 amino acids. Lineage: Eukaryota; Fungi; Ascomycota; Eurotiomycetes; Chaetothyriales; Cyphellophoraceae. The record is from RefSeq and is a predicted model, not a curated record. The transcript has 3 exons.